AUGAAGCUGCCUCCGAUCAUCUUUAAUGCUAAAAACAUAAGUGGAAUUGCGGGAUCCAUAUCAAUAUCCUGCUGGAUUGUUGUUUUCGUACCACAGAUUUAUGAAAACUUCCGAAGGCAGUCCGCAGACGGAUUAUCACUGCUCUUCAUUGUGUUAUGGCUGUUGGGUGAUAUAUUUAACGUCAUUGGGGCUAUGAUGCAAAACUUACUUCCAACGAUGAUAAUUUUGGCUGCCUAUUAUACAUUGGCUGACUUAGUUCUGCUGGUGCAGUGCAUGUGGUAUGAUAAGAAUAAGAAGGGCUUCUUACAAGAAGUUAAAAAAGACGUCGACCCUGUCCAUUUAUCUCCAGUAAUCCCAAUAGAUGGGUCUGUUUUGCAAGACGUUUUCAGCGAAUAUGAGCCACUUUUGCCGAGGUUAGAGGGGGAAGAUAACCAAUCAUACAACUCGCUCCAGCGAGUUGGCACAGAAGUAAUCGUCAAGGAAGAUAAGAAUUCUUCCAGUGAUCUACUAAUCGUAUGGGGUGUAAUGUUAGUCGGAUUUUUCUCCUGGUACAUAUCCUAUUGUUCUGGAGUGAGUAAGGGCAUUCCGGACAAAAAGCCUACCCUUGAGAAGAUCAAUUUUCCCGCACAAAUUUUGGGAUAUUUGAGUGCAAUACUAUACUUGGGCUCUAGAGUCCCUCAGAUUGUUCUUAACUUCAAAAGAAAAUCGUGCGAAGGUGUUUCAUUUUUAUUCUUUUUAUUUGCGUGUCUAGGGAACAUCUCUUUCAUAGUAUCGGUGCUUUCAAUGUCAGUUGAUCCGAAGUACUUAAUUCUAAAUGCAUCUUGGCUUAUCGGUAGCGCUGGUACGUUAUUGAUGGACUUUACGGUUUUCAUCCAGUUCUUCCUUUAUGCCAGAUCUCAGUACGGGAAGAAAGCGAUAGAUAAUUAA
Messenger RNA from Saccharomyces kudriavzevii IFO 1802, 927 nucleotides. It is a transcript of the gene RTC2, whose product is annotated as cationic amino acid transporter. Gene Ontology annotation, cellular component: fungal-type vacuole membrane. The record is from RefSeq and is a predicted model, not a curated record. NCBI's taxonomy places the organism in Eukaryota, Fungi, Ascomycota, Saccharomycetes, Saccharomycetales, Saccharomycetaceae. Bases 1 to 927 code for a protein of 308 amino acids. The transcript has a single exon. Gene Ontology annotation, biological process: basic amino acid transmembrane export from vacuole.